This is a messenger RNA of Agrilus planipennis (emerald ash borer), 1765 nucleotides long. RefSeq lists its product as uncharacterized. The record is from RefSeq and is a predicted model, not a curated record. NCBI's taxonomy places the organism in Eukaryota, Metazoa, Arthropoda, Insecta, Coleoptera, Buprestidae. The transcript is spliced from 3 exons. Bases 51 to 1499 code for a protein of 482 amino acids.
UUUUCAACAGUCGACACCGACAUCCGAGCACCCGGUGCCCCCCCCCCAAGAUGACCAAACUAUGGCACAUAGCGGUCGUAGCAACAGUCCUAUUGCAGGUUGGCAUCGUUACCAACAAACCGCUAGGGGACGAUAUUCAGGUGAACAGAACAAAGCGACAGGAAGAAAGUCAUGCUGACAAAAAGGGUGAUUACGACUACUCCGAUCAUCAAGAUUUAGGAUCGUUAUCAGAUAAUAGCUACAACAAUCUCGGAGGGUUUGGAGAUGAUCAUCACCCAGAACAUCAUGACCUUUCCGGAGAAGAUCAUCAUGGUGAUCAUGGCCAUGGGGUCGAUGAACAUGUCGAAGAAGAAACAGAACAUCACGACGCACACGAUCACACAAAUGGUUAUUGGAAAAAGAAAAUGAUUUGGAAGAAAGGCUGGAAAAAGAUCUGGAAACAGUCUAAAAAGCAAAUAUGGAUACCGAAGUGGAAAAAAUACUGGAAACCAAUAUGGGUACCAACCAAGAAACCAGCGUGGAAAGAAAUAAAAGUUCCCGAUUGGAAGAAAAUUUGGAAACCGGUAUGGAAAGAAAUAAAAGUACCAGCAUGGAAGGACAUUAAGGUUCCCGACUGGAAAAAAAUUUGGAAGCCAGUUUGGGUACCCACGAAAAUCCCAGCGUGGAAAGAAAUAAAAGUUCCUGCAUGGAAGAAAAUCUGGAAACCCGUAUGGGUGGAAAUAGACGUGCCUGCUUGGAAAGAAAUUCAAGUGCCGGCAUGGAAAAAGAAUUACAUACCGAUCUGGGUUAAAGAAAAGGUCCCGGGUCAUAAACAUCUCGGCGCAGAUGAAGAAGGUGCUGAAUAUAUAGCCAAAGACAUUUGGAAAAAGAAAUUGAUUUGGAAACCAAUUUGGAAGAAAUAUUGGAAACCUGCUAAAAAACAGGUGUGGGUUAAAGAUAAGAAAAUGGAAUGGAAAGAAGCGUGGAAACAGAUCUGGAAACCAGCAAAGAAACAAAUUUGGGUGGAAGACAAAAAACUCGUUUGGAAAGAAGCCUGGAAACAAAUAUGGAGAACGGAACAAAAACAAAUAUGGGUAGCUGACAAGAAACUAGAAUGGAAAGAAGCUUGGAAACAAAUAUGGAGAACGGAACAAAAGCAAAUAUGGGUGGAAGAUAAAAAACUCGAAUGGAAGGAAGCUUGGAAACAAAUAUGGGUACCAGGAUGGAAGGACAUAUGGGUUCCAGCCUGGAAACAAAUAUGGAGACCGGUCAUAAUAAAUGAAUGGUUCCCGUAUCCUGACCAUCACCCUCCUGAGCAUUCUGAAGAAGAACAGCAUCAUGGAUGGGAUCGAUCUGAUUCGAAGGAGGAAGCUUCGGAAAAGAAAGAAAUUUUUACCAAGUUUCCUGUAGGAAAUACAUCUCAAUCAAUUAACAAUGAUACCAAAGUAUCUGCGUCAGAAACAGAAUCAACCACAAUUCAAUUUCCUAGUAGUAAUCAAUCAAAAUUAAGACGAAAAUAGUUUCCUACAAAGUAAUUACGCGAGGAAAAUUAUGACGCUUGUUUAAAUUUAUGAUUUUUUCCUCUCGUAUUUACAUAUCGCUCAAUUGCUACUGCGUUAUGUGUAGUUUACUUUUCAUGUACCUAAUUUAAAAUAAGUAAGAGUCUUUAAUUAUUAUAUUAAUUGACUGAUUUUGUAAGUAAUACAACGAGUGUGAUGUGUGUGCCGAAUGAUAGCUGUUAGUUACCAAAAAAUUCCUGUAAAAGUAUUGUUGAUUAGUCUGUAGA